Messenger RNA from Apis laboriosa (Himalayan honeybee), 1164 nucleotides. RefSeq lists its product as uncharacterized. The record is from RefSeq and is a predicted model, not a curated record. Lineage: Eukaryota; Metazoa; Arthropoda; Insecta; Hymenoptera; Apidae. Bases 184 to 1164 code for a protein of 326 amino acids. The transcript has 5 exons. Gene Ontology annotation, molecular function: methyltransferase activity.
GCAAACUUCAAUUGCUUGUAACUUAAAUAAGUCUUAACCAACAUUUUUAUUAUACCAAUUUGUGUUUGUGUAAUCUUUAAAACCCAAGGAAAUACUACGAAUAUAUUAGUAUUCUAUAAAUACGUUAUUAGUUUUCUUAUAUUUAUGCUGUUUUAAGAUUCAACUUACCAACUUAUAUAUUGUAUGGAUAUGAAUAUUAACAUGUCUGUUCAAAAUGCUAUAGAAAUAUUCACAACUAUUAUGCGUUCAUUAAAUACGGUCGAUAAACAAGUAUUUUUAUCAUUUAUUACUGAUAAUUGGAAACCUCAAGAAAUAAACAUUCAAUCUGUUUCAAAUGGUAAUUGUAAUAAGGAAUGUAGUUUGCAGGAAAAAAAAUUAAAUGAAAUAAAAAAAAUUAUUAUUGAUAUCAAAGAUAGAAUACCAUUUGAUGGUAUAUUUCCCUCAGAACACAUUGUACCACCAAUAAUUGGAGAGAAUUCAGACUGUGAUAAUAAAUCAACAAAACAUAUUGAUGCUUUUCUUUAUGAUGAUGAAGAAGUAGAUGAACUUAUAGAAAAGGGAGAAUUGAAUAAUUUAUAUUGUUCCGACUGUGGAUCUACUAAUGUAAAACAAUAUAAUAUUAUAUCACAUUCCAUGUCAGUAUCUGAUAUGUUGUAUAUAUUUCAUAAUAUUUUACCAUGUUUGAAAGAAAAAGUUUUACUUGAUAUAGGGUCUCGAUUGGGUGCUGUUUUAUAUGGAGCACACAUAUUUACAUCUGCCAAAAAAAUCAUUGGAGUUGAAAUGAAUAAAGAACUUUGUUCAUUACAAUGUGAUAUAGUAAAUAAAUACAACAUGAAUGAUCGUAUUGAAAUUGUGAAUAAAAGAAUUGAGAUGUGUCCUGAUAUAAUACAGAAAAGUGAUAUUAUCAUUAUAAAUAAUCCAUUUGAGUUUUAUGUUUCAGAAUUAGAACAUAUAAAAAUUUGGAAGUUUUUGAAAACUAACAUUAAAAGUGGAACAAUUCUAAUUACUAAGCCAUCUAUUGAAAUUACUUUCAAAUAUUUAAAAACUGGAAUAAUACUAGAUAAAUGGAUAAAAUCUUACAAAUCAAAGAAAUAUAAAAAAGAAUCUCAAAUAUUUAUAAAAUUCACUGAAAAUCCAGAUAUUAAAUUUUAUGAAGUAUUAUAA